GGAGGAGGGACUCGGCCACCUUCGUCUCCUGCCUGGUCGGAAACUGCCGAGCUGAGCCCGAGCGCCCUGUCCCCCCUCGCUCCCGUCCCCUCCUCCUCCUUCCCCCUCAGCAAAAUGGCGGCGCGUGGAGUCACUGGGAGCCAGUGAGUGACUCGGCUUCUCCUCCCCGCCGCUACCGCCGCCGCCACAGGCUCAUUUGCAUUGAUCAGCCGCCCCAUCCCCCCCCCCCUCCCCCGGAUCCCAGACCGGCCCCUACCUCUCCCCCCCCCCCUUUCUCUUCCUAUUCCUUCCCGCCCCCUCCUUCCCCUCCCCCCCUGACUGACCCCCGCCCCGGCCCCCAUCAAUCAUCAAUCAGCAGCACCGAGUGGAUCAAUCAAUGGUCGGGAGGAGGCGGCGGCGGCGGCUGCUGCUGUUAAUGAACAAUGUGUGAGAGCUGCGCCGAGCUGCUGGAGGUGUUAAAUGAGAUAUCAGACAUUGAAGGUGCUGAUGGGUUGCAGCUCAGAAAAGAACAUGCCCUCAAGAUAUUUGCUUACAUCAGUUCCUGGACACAAAGACAAUGUCUGUGCUGUUUCAAGGAGUAUAAACAUUUGGAGAUCUUUAACCAAGUAGUAUGUGCGCUGAUUAACUUAGUGAUUGCCCAAGUUCAAGCUCUGCGGGACCAGCUCUGUAAACAUUGCACUAUUAAUAUAGAUUCAACAUGGCAAGAUCAGAGUAAUCACGCUGAUGAGCCCCUGAAUGUAGAAAGAGAGUCACACGAAGAAGAGAAUGGAGAACGGCAAAAAUCUAUAGAGAAGAAAUUAGAUUCUGCAAGAACUUGUAUCCUGACAGAGGAGGAGUCUACAAAGAACACUGAUGCUUUUAGCUUAUGGAGCACUGAUGAGAAGGAAAAGUUAUUGCUGUGUGUGGCAAAAAUCUUUCAGAUUCAGUUUCCUCUGUAUACUGCUUAUAAGCAUAAUACUCAUCCCACAAUAGAGGAUAUUUCUGCUCAAGAAAGCAAUAUAUUAGGGGCGUUCUGUGAUAUGAAUGAUGUUGAAGUACCAUUGCACUUGCUUCGUUAUGUUUGUCUGUUUUGUGGAAAAAAUGGCCUUUCCCUCAUGAAGGAUUGUUUUGAAUAUGGAACCCCUGAAACACUGCCAUUUCUCAUAGCACAUGCAUUUAUCACAGUGGUAUCUAAUAUCAGAAUAUGGCUACACAUCCCUGCUGUCAUGCAGCACAUUAUACCCUUUAGGACUUAUGUUAUCAGGUAUUUAUGUAAACUGUCAGACCAGGAGUUGCGACAGAGUGCAGCCCGGAACAUGGCAGAUUUAAUGUGGAGCACAGUUAAAGAACCGUUGGAUACAGCCUUGUGUUUUGAUAAAGAAAGUCUUGAUCUUGCGUUUAAAUACUUUAUGUCUCCAACUCUAACAAUGAGAUUGGCUGGGCUGAGUCAAAUAACAAACCAACUUCAUACCUUCAAUGAUGUCUGUAAUAAUGAGUCAUUAGUUUCAGACACAGAAACGUCAAUUGCAAAAGAGCUUGCAGACUGGCUCAUCAGCAACAGUGUAGUUGAGCACAUUUUUGGACCAAAUUUACAUAUUGAGAUCAUCAAACAGUGCCAAGUGAUUCUGAAUUUUCUUGCAGCUGAAGGGAGACUUAGCACUCAACAUAUAGACUGUAUUUGGGCUGCAGCACAGCUAAAGCAUUGCAGUCGUUACAUACACGACUUGUUUCCUUCUUUGAUCAAAAACUUGGACCCUGUCCCACUUAGACAUCUUCUUAACCUAGUCUCGACUCUUCAUCCAAGUGCUCACACUGAACAGACCUUGUAUUUAGCAUCAAUGCUUAUAAAAGCGCUGUGGAAUAAUGCACUAGCAGCUAAGGCUCAGCUGUCAAAACAAAGCUCUUUUGCAUCUUUACUAAGCACCAAUCUACCCAUGGGAAACAAAAAAGAAGAAGAGGAGCUCAGAAGAGCAGCCCCUUCACCUUGGUCACCUGCAGCAAGCCCUCAAAGUAGUGACAACAGUGACACCCAUCAGAGUGGAGGCAGUGAUAUUGAAAUGGAGGAACAGCUUAUUAACAGAACAAAACACGUACAGCAGCGACUUUCAGAUACAGAGGAAUCCAUGCAAGGAAGCUCUGAUGAGACAGCCAACAGCGGGGAGGACGGCAGCAGCGGUCCUGGUAGUAGCAGUGGCCACAGUGAUGGAUCCAGCAAUGAGGCCAACUCCAGUCAUGCAAGCCAGUCUGCUGGAAGCCCUGGCAGUGAUGUGCAAUCUGAAGAUAUUGCAGAUAUUGAAGCUCUCAAAGAGGAAGAGGAUGAAGAGGAAGAGGAUAGGAGUCAUAAUCCUCAGAAAAGCAGUAGGAGCACAGAUCUACGAGGCAGGAAACUGGAAUCACAGACAGGCAUUUGUCUGGGAGAUUCACAAGGGCCUUCGGAGAGGAGUGGUGCAAACAACGGGGCGGGAAAGGACCAUGUUUUUAACACUGACUCUGUGACACCAGUGGAUAAUCGAAUUAGACUGCUAGAUGCUUGUUCUCAUGCUGAGGAUGCAGAGCAUGAUAUAGCAGGGGAAAUGAGCACUGCUCACAUUUCACAAGGGUCUCAAGAUUCUUGUAUAACUCACACAGGGGACUUCCUUGGGGAAACUAUUGGAAAUGAAUUAUUUAACUGUCGACAAUUCAUCGGGCCGCAGCAUCAUCACCACCACCACCACCACCACCACCAUCACCAUGAUGGGCAUAUGGUUGAUGAUAUGCUAAGUGCAGAUGAUGUGAGUUGUAGUAGUUCCCAAGUCAGUGCAAAAUCAGAGAAAAAUAUGGCUGAUUUUGAUGGGGAAGAGUCUGGCUGUGAAGAAGAACUUGUACAAAUUAAUUCACAUGCAGAGCUAACGUCUCAUCUUCAGCAGCAUCUUCCUAACCUUGCCUCUAUCUAUCAUGAACAUCUUAGUCAAGGACCAGCAGUUCAUAAACACCAAUAUAAUAGCAAUGCGGUGACAGACAUUAAUUUGGAUAAUGUUUGUAAGAAAGGAAAUACCCUUUUGUGGGAUCUGGUCCAGGAUGAAGAUGCAAUUCAUCUCUCUGAAGGGUUAAUAAAUGAAGCAGAGAAGCUGCUGUGUUCUCUAGUGUGCUGGUUCACUGACAGACAAAUUCGAAUGAGAUUUAUUGAAGGCUGCUUAGAAAAUUUAGCUAACAACAGAUCAGUAGUAGUUUCACUUCGUCUUCUUCCAAAGCUAUUUGGUACGUUUCAACAGUUUGGGAGCAGUUAUGAUACACAUUGGAUAACAAUGUGGGCAGAAAAAGAACUUAAUAUGAUGAAACUUUUCUUUGAUAAUUUGGUACACUACAUUCAAGCAGUCAGGGAAGGACGACAUAAGCAUGCAUUAUACAGCCACAGUGCAGAAGUUCAGGUUCGUCUGCAAUUCCUGACAUGUGUGUUUUCAACUCUAGGGUCGCCAGAUCAUUUCAGGUUGAGUUUAGAACAAGUGGACAUACUGUGGCACUGCUUAGUAGAAGAUUCUGAAUGUUAUGAUGAUGCACUACACUGGUUUUUAAAUCAAGUACGAAGUAAAGAUCAGCAUGCUAUGGGUAUGGAGACGUACAAGCAUCUUUUUUUGGAAAAGAUGCCACAACUAAAACCUGAAACUAUUAGCAUGACUGGCCUAAACCUCUUCCAGCAUUUGUGUAAUCUGGCUCGAUUGGCUACUAGUGCGUACGAUGGUGGCUCAAACUCAGAGUUGUGUGGCAUGGACCAGUUCUGGGGUAUUGCUUUAAGAGCACAGUCUGGUGAUGUGAGUCGAGCAGCUAUCCAGUAUAUCAACUCUUACUAUAUCAACGGUAAAACUGGUCUAGAGAAAGAACAGGAAUUUAUUAGCAAGUGCAUGGAAAGCCUGAUGAUAGCCUCCAGUAACCUUGAGCAAGACUCUCAUUCAAGCCUGACCAUCAUUGAAAGAGGACUCUUAAUGCUGAAGACACACCUGGAGGCUUUUAGGAGAAGGUUUGCAUAUCAUCUGAGACAGUGGCAGAUUGAAGGCACUGGUAUCAGCAGCCACUUGAAAGCUCUGAGUGACAAACAGUCACUGCCACUAAGAAUUGUAUGUCAGCCAGCCGGGCUUCCUGACAAGAUGACUAUAGAAAUGUACCCUAGUGACCAGGUGGCUGAUCUACGGGCAGAAGUCACCCAUUGGUACGAAAAUUUGCAGAAGGAGCAGAUAAAUCAACAAGCACAACUUCAGGAGUUUGGCCAAAGCAGCCGCAAAGGGGAUUUCCCUGGUGGCCUCAUGGGACCUGUGAGAAUGAUUUCAUCUGGGCAUGAACUGACAACUGACUAUGAUGAAAAAACACUUCAUGAGUUGGGUUUUAAGGAUAUGCAGAUGGUGUUUGUCUCCCUGGGUGCACCGAGGAGGGAACGGAAAGGUGAAGGCGUUCAGCUUCCAGCAUCUUGCCUACCUCCUCCUCAGAAAGACAACAUUCCAAUGCUUUUACUCCUGCAAGAACCUCAUCUAACCACCCUUUUUGAUUUGUUAGAGAUGCUUGCCUCUUUUAAGCCUCCAUCUGGAGAAGUGGCUAUGGAAGACAGUGAGAGUGCAAGGUGUGAAGAACUCCAUCUCCACGCAGAAAACUUAUCCAGGCGUGUCUGGGAACUGUUAAUGCUUUUGCCAACGUGCCCUAAUAUGUUGCAGGCAUUCCAGAAUAUUUCAGAUGAGCAGGGUAAUGAUGGCUUUAGCUGGAAGGAUCUUCUGCGAAUAAAAAGUGCCCAUAAACUUUUGUAUGCCCUGGAAAUUAUUGAAGCUUUGGGAAAGCCCAACAGGAGGAUAAGACGUGAAUCUACGGGAAGCUACAGUGAUCUGUACCCAGACUCUGAUGAUUCAAGUGAAGAUCAAAUAGAGAAUAGUAAAAACACAUGGAGCUGCAAGUUUGUUGCUGCUGGAGGGCUCCAACAGUUACUAGAAAUUUUCAGCUCUGGAAUCUUAGAGCCCAAAGAACAGGAAUCAUGGACUGUGUGGCAGCUUGACUGUCUCGCCUGCUUACUGAAGCUCAUAUGCCAGUUUGCAGUUGAUCCUUCUGAUCUGGAUUUAGCUUACCAUGAUGUCUUUGCCUGGUCUGGUGUAGCAGAGAGUCACAGGAAAAGAACGUGGCCAGGCAAAUCAAGGAAGACUGCAAGUGACCAUACAAAGGGCCUUCAUAUACCUCGUUUAACAGAGGUGUUUCUUGUACUUGUCCAGGGAACCAGUUUGAUUCAGCGACUUAUGUCAGUUGCUUAUACAUAUGACAACUUGGCACCUAGGGUGUUGAAAGCUCAAUCUGAUCACAGAUCAAGACAUGAAGUCACUCAUUAUUCAAUGUGGCUCUUGGUGAGUUGGGCUCACUGCUGUUCCUUGGUGAAAUCCAGUCUGGCAGACAGUGAUCAUUUGCAAGACUGGCUAAAGAAGCUGACUCUUCUUAUUCCAGAGACUGCCGUUCGCCACGAGUCUUGCAAUGGUUUGUACAAGUUAUCUCUCUCUGGGCUGGAUGGGGGAGACUCAAUUAACCGAUCCUUUCUGCUGCUGGCUGCAUCUACAUUGUUAAAAUUUCUCCCUGAUGCUCAAGCUCUGAAACCAAUCCGGAUAGAGGAUUAUGAAGAAGAAACAGUGCUGCGACCAGGCUGUAAGGAGUAUUUUUGGCUGCUAUGCAAACUGAUUGACAACAUACAUGUCAAAGAUGCAAGUCAGACAACGCUGCUUGAUUUAGAUGCACUAGCAAGGCAUCUUGCUGACUGCAUUCGGAGCAGAGAAAUCCUUGACCAUCAAGAUGGUAAUAUAGAAGAUGAUGGACUUACGGGAUUACUUCGUCUUGCAACAAGUGUUAUUAAGCACAAACCACCCUUCAAAUUUUCUCGUGAAGGCCAGGAAUUUCUGAGAGACAUCUUCAAUCUUCUAUUCUUGCUGCCAAGUUUGAAAGACAGACAACAGCCAAAAUGCAAGUCACAUUCUUCAAGGGCUGCUGCUUAUGACUUGUUGGUAGAAAUGGUAAAGGGAUCCGUGGAAAACUACAGGCUGCUCCACAACUGGGUUAUGGCACAACAUAUGCAGUCUUCCCACGCACCAUACAAGUGGGAUUAUUGGCCACAUGAUGAUGUUCGUGCUGAGUGUAGAUUUGUGGGUCUAACAAAUCUUGGAGCAACGUGUUACUUGGCAUCCACUAUUCAGCAACUGUACAUGAUACCAGAGGCCAGACAAGCAAUCUUUACUGCAAAGUAUUCAGAAGAUAUGAAACACAAGACCACUCUACUAGAACUUCAGAAAAUGUUUACAUACUUAAUGGAAAGUGAAUGUAAGGCAUACAACCCAAGGCCUUUCUGUAAAACCUAUACCAUGGAUAAGCAGCCACUGAACACUGGAGAGCAGAAAGAUAUGACUGAAUUCUUCACUGACCUAAUAACAAAAAUAGAAGAAAUGUCUCCAGAACUGAAAAAUACAGUGAAAAGCUUGUUUGGAGGUGUCAUCACAAACAAUGUUGUCUCUUUGGACUGUGAGCAUGUAAGUCAGACUGCUGAAGAGUUCUAUACAGUAAGAUGCCAGGUUGCAGAUAUGAAGAAUAUUUAUGAAUCUCUUGAUGAAGUAACUAUUAAAGAUACCUUGGAAGGUGACAACAUGUAUACAUGUUCUCACUGUGGGAAGAAAGUGCGGGCUGAAAAAAGGGCAUGUUUCAAGAAACUACCUCGUAUCUUAAGCUUCAACACAAUGAGAUAUACAUUUAAUAUGGUAACCAUGAUGAAGGAGAAAGUCAAUACACAUUUUUCAUUCCCUUUACGUUUGGAUAUGACACCUUACACUGAGGAUUUCCUCAUGGGCAAAAAUGACAGAAAAGAAGGUUUUAAGGAAGAUGGUGAUUAUUUGAAAGAAACUGAGAGUUAUGAAUAUGAUCUGAUAGGCGUGACGGUUCACACGGGAACGGCAGAUGGAGGCCAUUACUACAGUUUCAUCAGAGAUAUAGUCAAUCCCCAUGCUUACAAAAACAACAAAUGGUAUCUUUUCAAUGAUGCUGAAGUAAAACCAUUUGAUUCUGCCCAGCUCGCUUCAGAAUGUUUUGGUGGAGAAAUGACUACAAAAACUUACGAUUCUGUCACUGAUAAAUUUAUGGACUUCUCCUUUGAAAAGACACACAGUGCUUACAUGCUGUUUUAUAAACGGAUGGAACCAGAGGAGGAAAAUGGCAAAGACUACAAAUUUGAUGUGUCAUCAGAAUUGCUGGAGUGGAUAUGGCAUGAUAACAUGCAGUUUCUUCAAGACAAGAACAUUUUUGAACAUACAUAUUUUGGGUUUAUGUGGCAGUUGUGUAGUAGCAUCCCAAGCACGCUACCAGAUCCAAAAGCAGUUUCCCUAAUGACAGCAAAGUUAAGCACUUCCUUUGUACUAGAGACAUUUAUUCAUUCAAAGGAAAAGCCUACAAUGCUUCAGUGGAUUGAACUGUUAACAAAACAGUUUAAUAACAGUCAGGCAGCUUGUGAAUGGUUUUUGGAUCGUAUGGCUGAUGAUGAUUGGUGGCCAAUGCAGAUUCUAAUAAAGUGUCCCAAUCAGAUUGUGAGACAGAUGUUCCAGCGUUUGUGUAUUCACGUGAUACAGAGGCUGAGGCCAGUGCAUGCACAUCUUUAUCUCCAGCCAGGAAUGGAAGACUGUUCGGAUGACAUGGAUGGCCCAGUGGAAGACAUUGGCAGUCGCUCUUGCGUGACACGCUUUGUGAAGACACUCCUGUCAAUUAUGGAGCACGGGGUGAAACCUCACAGCAAACACCUCACCGAAUACUUUGCCUUUCUGUAUGAGUUUGCCAAAAUGGGAGAAGAGGAAAGCCAGUUCUUGCUUUCACUGCAAGCCAUAUCUACAAUGGUCCACUUCUACAUGGGAACUAAAGGACCUGAGAACCCACAAGUUGAAGUACUUUCUGAGGAAGAAGGAGAGGAAGAGGAGGAAGAGGAAGAUAUACUUUCUUUAGCAGAAGAAAAAUACAGGCCUGCUGCACUUGAGAAGAUGAUUGCCCUGAUUGCUCUUCUGGUUGAACAGUCUCGCUCAGAAAGGCAUUUAACUUUGUCACAAAACGACAUGGCAGCACUAACAGGAGGAAAGGGUUUUCCUUUUUUGUUUCAACAUAUCCGUGAUGGUAUCAACAUCAGGCAAACUUGCAAUCUCAUUUUCAGUUUGUGUCGGUACAAUAAUCGCCUUGCAGAGCAUAUUGUGUCCAUGCUUUUCACAUCCAUAGCGAAGUUGACUCCUGAGGCAGCCAAUCCUUUUUUCAAGUUGCUGACCAUGCUCAUGGAAUUUGCUGGUGGACCUCCAGGAAUGCCACCCUUUGCCUCUUACAUUCUGCAGAGGAUAUGGGAGGUCAUUGAGUACAACCCAUCUCAGUGCCUGGAUUGGCUGGCUGUGCAAACACCCCGAAAUAAACUAGCUCACAGCUGGGUGCUGCAAAACAUGGAGAACUGGGUUGAACGUUUUCUUCUGGCACACAACUACCCUAGAGUGAGAACUUCUGCAGCCUAUCUCUUGGUGUCGCUUAUUCCGAGCAAUUCCUUCCGUCAGAUGUUCCGAUCGACCCGCUCUUUACACAUCCCCACACGUGACUUGCCUCUCAGCCCAGACACCACCGUAGUUCUUCAUCAAGUCUACAACGUGCUCCUUGGCCUUCUUUCAAGAGCUAAGCUAUACGUUGAUGCUGCUGUCCACGGCACUACCAAACUUGUGCCCUACUUCAGUUUCAUGACGUACUGCUUGAUCUCAAAAACCGAGAAACUCAUGUUUUCCACUUACUUCAUGGACUUGUGGAACCUUUUCCAGCCUAAACUUUCCGAGCCGGCGAUAGCCACCAACCACAACAAACAGGCUUUGCUCUCUUUCUGGUACAACGUGUGUGUGGACUGCCCGGAGAACGUGCGCCUUAUUGUACAGAACCCCGUGGUGACCAAGAACAUUGCCUUCAAUUACAUCCUCGCAGACCACGACGAUCAGGAUGUGGUGCUCUUUAACCGCGGGAUGCUGCCCGCCUACUACGGCAUCCUGCGCCUCUGCUGCGAGCAGUCCCCUGUCUUCACCAGGCAGUUGGCUUCUCACCAGAAUAUCCAGUGGGCCUUUAAGAAUCUCACGCCACACGCCAGUCAGUACCCAGGAGCAGUGGAAGAGCUGUUUAACCUCAUGCAACUGUUUGUAGCUCAGAGACCAGACAUGAGAGAAGAAGAGAUAGAAGAUAUAAAGCAAUUUAAGAAAACAACCAUUAGCUGUUACCUGCGCUGCUUGGACGGACGGUCUUGUUGGACCACUUUAAUAAGUGCCUUCAGAAUAUUAUUAGAAUCUGAUGAAGACAGACUUCUUGUUGUGUUUAAUAGAGGAUUGAUUCUGAUGACUGAGUCCUUCAAUACGUUGCACAUGAUGUACCACGAGGCCACAGCUUGCCAUGUCACUGGAGACCUGGUAGAACUUCUCUCUAUUUUCCUUUCGGUUCUGAAGUCAACACGUCCAUAUCUUCAAAGAAAAGAUGUGAAGCAAGCUCUCAUUCAGUGGCAGGAACGGAUCGAAUUUGCCCAUAAGCUCUUAACUCUGCUCAAUUCCUACAGCCCCCCCGAGCUCAGAAACGCUUGUAUCGAUGUCCUCAAGGAGCUUGUACUUUUAAGUCCUCAUGAUUUCCUACAUACUCUGGUUCCAUUUCUACAGCACAAUCAUUGUACAUACCACCACAGUAAUAUCCCAAUGUCUCUUGGACCUUAUUUUCCAUGUCGUGAAAAUUUGAAAUUAAUAGGGGGAAAAAGCAAUAUUCGUCCUCCACGUCCUGAACUCAACAUGUGCCUCUUGCCCACCAUGGUGGAAGCCAGCAAGGUACAGUGGUCGCAAGGACACACUGGGUGCAGGCACAGCCCCAGUGGACACUGCUAUUCAGAAAGAAUCCAAGCUCCUGCACAUGGGGCCUAUGUGCACGUAGAUGGGAAUCUGUGUGGGCAACACAUUUCGAAGAAGCACGGUUACUGUAGGGGCAAGGAUGAUGUUUACGAUCGUAUGCUGCUAGACUACUUCUUUUCUUACCAUCAGUUCAUCCAUCUGCUCUGUCGAGUUGCAAUCAACUGUGAAAAGUUUACUGAAACUUUAGUUAAAAUGAGUGUGCUGGUUGCAUAUGAAGGUUUGCCACUCCAUCUUGCACUAUUCCCCAAACUUUGGACUGAGCUCUGUCAGACUCAGUCUGCAACAUCAAAGAACUGUGUCAAGCUGCUCUGUGAAGAUCCAGUUUUUGCAGAAUAUAUAAAAUGUAUUCUGAUGGAUGAAAGGACCUUUCUCAACAACAAUGUUGUAUACACCUUUCUGACUCAUUUUCUUCUAAAGGUCCAAGGGCAGGUGUUUUCUGAAGCAAACUGUGCCAACUUAAUCAAUACUCUAAUUACAAAUCUAAUAAAUCAGUAUCAAAGCCUGGAGUCUGACUUCAGCAACCAGAGAGUUGAAAUUUCCAAAGCAAGCUCUACUUUAAAUGGGGACCUCCGAGCACUUGCCUUGCUGCUUUCAGUGCACACUCCCAAACAGCUCCAUUCGGCCCUGAUUCCCACUUUACAGGAGCUUUUAAGCAAAUGCAGAGCUUGCCAACAACAGAGGAACUCACUACAAGAGCAAGAAGCCAAAGAAAGGAAAACUAAAGACGAUGAGGGAGCGACUCCUGUGAAGAGAAGACGGGUCAGCAGCGACGAGGAGCACGCCGUGGACAGCUGCGGCGAGAUCAAAGCCGAGCCCCGCGAGGCGCUGACCCCGACGAGCACGUCGGAUAACGAGACGCGGGACUCCUCCAUCAUCGACCCGGGCACGGAGCAGGAUCCCCCUUCCCCCGAGAACGGUUCUGUCCGAGAGUACAGAAUGGAGGCGCCACCUUCGUUUUCAGAAGACGUGACGUUAGGCGCCCGCUCGCAGCGCGCGGAGGAGCAGCCGGGCGGCGGCAGAUGCGAGGAGCGCAAGGAGUUUAAGGAGCUGCAGACUCGCAAGGACUCCCCGGGGCCCGAGGAGGACCCGGAGUUCCCUUCCACGUCCAUUUCUGCCGUUCUCUCCGACCUCGCGGAGCUGAGGAGCUGCGACGGCCGAGCCUCACCCGCCCAGGACCCGGAGAGCGCGCUGGCGAUGGGCUGCGGCCACUCCCGAGGACUCUUCAGUCACGUGCAGCAGCACGACGUUCUGGACAUCCUGUGUCGGACCAUUGAGUCGACGAUCCAUCUGGUCACGAGGAUCUCCGCAAAAGGAAACCAAGCCGCUUCUUGACAUUAGCUGGAGCAUGGCUGCUUUUAAGCCCUUUUGUUUUCCUUCCCCUCCAAACGCCGUUCGUCUGAGUUCCGCCGGUUUCCGUUCCGUGCUUGGGUUUGUCCAGUGCUCUCUGCUCCGACGGCGAGACAGAUUGCUCCGCUUCCUUCCUGCUCCGGCGGGACUCCAGCUUUUUACCCUCUCUUUUCCUUUUGUUUUGGGUUUUCUUUGCAUCUACACUUUCUCCAAGGGCAAUCAGAUAAUGGGUAUGUUUUAUGUAAUUAAGAGUUCACUGUAGUGGCUUUCAUUUAAUAUGGCUGUCUGGGAGAACGGGGCCCCCUCGCCCUGGACGAUGUAAUUUAAACUUAUGGCAUUUUUACUGUGUAUAAUAUGGUGUCCUCUGUGCCAGUUUUGUACCUUAUAAUAGAGGCAGAUUGCCUCAGAUCGCUGUGGUUCUUAUUAUCAAAAUUAAGUUUACUUGUAUACUAAACAACCACAAGGAAUUUGAUUCUGUAAAGAAUCCUCUUUAGCUGUGGCCUGGCAGUAUAUAUAUGGUGCUUUAUUUAACAGGAUACCUGUGGAGGAAAUAAAGCACACUUGAUGUAAAGUUAAUUGUUUUAUUUUUAUUGACAUGAUCGAUUGCUAUUCUGUGCACUUCAUUAAACUGAUUGUGAUGACUUUUCAUUUGUUUACAA
This is a messenger RNA of Colius striatus (speckled mousebird), 11905 nucleotides long. It is a transcript of the gene USP34, whose product is annotated as ubiquitin specific peptidase 34. Gene Ontology annotation, molecular function: cysteine-type deubiquitinase activity; cysteine-type endopeptidase activity. Lineage: Eukaryota; Metazoa; Chordata; Aves; Coliiformes; Coliidae. Gene Ontology annotation, biological process: protein deubiquitination. Bases 423 to 11231 code for a protein of 3602 amino acids. Gene Ontology annotation, cellular component: cytosol; nucleus. The record is from RefSeq and is a predicted model, not a curated record. The transcript is spliced from 81 exons.